Mesorhabditis spiculigera is the source of this 1779-nucleotide messenger RNA. The record is from the annotation of a GenBank genome assembly. NCBI's taxonomy places the organism in Eukaryota, Metazoa, Nematoda, Chromadorea, Rhabditida, Rhabditidae.
AUGACAAUCCUGGAUCGCCCACGGCUCCCUGGGGGAUCCAGCGAUAAUCCGAGCAAAUUGCCGGUGGCCCUGGAUGGGACGGAGGUACUCCCUCAAAAAUAUAUCACGAUCGGGGGCAGGACGAGUCCACUUCUCGGCGCCCGUAGCUGGGUGCGCAAAAUGCGCUUCAACCUGAAGCGCAUAUUCGUCCUGUGCUUUGUCGUAUUUUGCACAACCCUGGUGAUCCUAUCCUUACCGAGGGAUCGAAGUGAAGGAUAUGUUGGAGCAGAUUUUGACAAAGACCCACAAUUCGCAAAUGCGGCCAAGCCGGAAGCGAGAUUGCCAUAUGACGACAAAAAGCGCGGCCCUCCAAGGGGACGAGUCUAUCCAAAGGGAGCUGGCGAACAGAUGACCUUCCAGAAGCAGCCGAACCCGCCAAGUCUGCUGAGAAAAGACUAUGGAGAUCCUUUCGAUUUCCAACCCCCUCAUGACCAAACAGUCUUGAAAAGGAUAUAUGAAGCGGUGAAAAGAGUCGACUUUGAUGGCAUGGCAAAACAGGAGUGUCCGACAAAUGUAACCUUAAAAGAAUUCUGGUUACAAUCCGAAGGCCGACACGUCACCGCCACCGAUUCUUGGGAGCGAUUCUAUUCUCAAAUCAGCAGUUGCGAAGUCUACCGAGACGACCAGGUCUUGGAAGGCCUUCUUCGUGACUUGAACAAAAUGCCGAUUCGUAAUGUUCAUAUAAUGGACGGCGGCACACAGGUCAAACUUGUCUUCACCUUCGAAAAUGGGAAACAGGCCGUCUUCAAGCCAAUGCGAUAUGGCCGUGAAUAUGAAUCUGAUGUCAACCAUUUCUAUUUUUCGGACUUUGAAAGACACCAUGCCGAAAUCGCCACUUUCCAUCUUGAUAAGAUCCUGGGCUACCGAAGGGCUGUCCCAACGGUUGGACGAAUUGUCAAUAUCACCAGCGAACUCUAUGACCAUGCUGAAAAGAAGCUAAAGAAAACAUUUUUCAUUUCACCAGCAAAAAACCGCUGCUUCGUCUCCCGCUGUGACUAUUAUUGCGAUACCACGCAUGCGAUUUGUGGUCUACCGGAUUUGAAGGAGGGUUCACUUCAAGUCUUCCUACCCGAUGAGGGCUCCGUCCCCCGCAAGCACAACAGAAGUCCUUACCGUCGCACGUACUCCAAGAAAAAUCAGUUAGCUGAAUGGCAAACCAAUAUGGACUACUGCGCCACACAAGUCAAGUCUAAGCCGGUGUACGCCCAUGGAAGGAAACUGGUUGAUCUAAUCGACCUUCAUAUUAUGGAUUAUUUGAUAGGCAACCAAGACCGGCAUCACUAUGAAUCAUUCAAUGUCUUCGGAAACAUCCCAUCAUAUGCAAUUCAUCUAGACAAUGGCAGAGCGUUCGGACGUACAGACUUUGACGACCAUGAUAUUCUGCUGCCGUUGAAGCAGUGCUGCCUGAUUCGGCCACGGACUCUUCAAACGUUGCUGAACUUCUACGCGACGCCGCAGUCGUUGACAAAAUCUCUGCACGAUUCGUUGUCACGAGAUCCGGCGCAUCCGAUUCUUGCGUUUAAGCAUUAUCCGGCAUUGGAGCGAAGGUUACACGAUGUAAUGAUGGCGAUUGAUGGAUGCCUAAAAAAAGUGCCUGCAUCGGCAAUGGUCGUUAACGACUACCAUAAUCACGAAGUCGAAGACACACAAGCCGAAGAAGACUCAAAAAGUGAAGACACCGAGCCAGCCGCCGAUCCAAAUCGACAGGAGGCCCAAUUGCCCCCCGCCCAACCGGCAAAU